CGAUGUUAUCCCACUUUUAUGUUACCAAUAUUUUAAUAAAUCUCAGAUUUCAUUUCAGAACAAUAUGGCAGAUUAUUAGCUAGAGAAACCCUCAAAAAUAUGAGCAUGAAUUUAUGUUAUUGUCAAUACCUGAUGAAAUAUUAUAUACUGUUUCAGACUUAUUGACAACAUGGCAGAAGGCAAGUCAAAAUCAGAGAAGAAGUACAGUGAGAAAUCCCUGGCUGAGAAGUAUAACGAGAUCCUUAGCAACAAAGAAAACUUCAAAGUGACUCCCAAACAUGUCAAUGCACUGGCUCCCAUAUGGUUCAUUGUAACCAUGUUUUGCACAUUCUAUUUGGGACAGUUCUGUGUGGCCCCUGUGGUGCAUGCAAGCUAUGAACUCUCUGCCAGUACAGAGUAUGUUCUAUAUGGGAUCUCAUACUGGGCAUUUGCGCAGUUGGUGAUGAAUUGGUACUGUAUACGCAAUGUAGGAAGUAUAUAUAGAAACACAGCACGUGUUGUUGAAAAAAAUGAUAACCAUGUGCAUAUAAGUGAAGUAAAUGGAUCUAAUAAAGGACAAAAUUAUGCAACAAAGGACAGAAGUGAGGAAAAUGAAAAAUCAUUAGAAAAUAAUGAUGGAGAGAAUGCAGGAUCGUUGGUAUGGAAACGCUCAAGAGGAGAUGGUCAAAUUUAUGCUGUGAAAAUGCCUGCAAGUGGAGCUAAUAACCCUGAUCAUGGACAUUCUGUAGGUCUAUGCCCUGAACAACCAGUCAUGUACUCAUACUGGUCAUGGAAACCUUGUUUAAUAUGCCAAUAUAAUGUUCCACCAAGAACUCACCACUGCCCGCUGUGUAAAGCAUGCAUCUUGAAACGAGAUCACCAUUGCUACUUCACAGGUCGAUGCAUUGGACUAAACAACCAGCGUCACUUUAUUGUGUUUGCAUUCUGGGCCUUCUUUGCCUGUACCUUAUCAGUGAUAUAUACUCUGUUUUAUACAUACAUUAUGAUAUCCCAUCUUGGUCAAUUAUCAUGGACGGAUAUUUUAGUACCUGUUACGUUUGUCCGUUGGUGUUUGGGAUAUACUGGAUUCUAUCAUGUGAUCUUAUAUUUCGUGGUUAAUAACCUAGCAUUUUUUAUGAUCGUCACUUUCAGGUAUGUCAAAUUUCAGUUGAUAUUUAUCAGAAAAGGCGUCACGGCAUUUGAGUAUGAUUACAGGAUUAAAAUCCAGAAUACAAAUUCUUUUCACAAAGAAUUGAAAUCAGUAUUUGGUGACCAUUGGUAUUUGAAUUUUAUUUUUCCUUGCCACAAUAUCUUCCCUCUUCGACAGAAUGCUCUUGAUUGGCCGAAUAUUAAACAAUAAAACAAGGACUAGUCUGAAGUAUUCUGUCUAUUACCAAAUAAAACAAGGAACUAGUCUGUUUAUCUAUCAAACAAUGAAACAAGGACAUCAAUUAUUCAAAAAAUGAAACAAUGAAAUUAGGAUUCAUUGUAUACUAAUAGAACCAAAUAUUCAACAAUGAAACAUAAACUUGCCAACCACCCAAACAAUGAAUCUAUCAAUGAACUAUAUGUACAUGUAUUGGACAAGGACAAAAACUGACCAUAAAUGUCUAAAUGUGGAAGACUAUACAUGUACAUGUAUGAUAUUUAGUAGUUUUGAAAUUAGUAACAAGAAUGACUGCUUUUACAGUACCUCUAUAUAAGAAUUAUGUAAUGACAUGGGUAUUUAGCAGUUAAAUUUAAUAGAGCUCUGGUUAAGUAUUUUGAGAAAUUAAGAUGAUUAUAAAUUAUAGUAUUAUUAGACAAAAUUUUUAAUGAAUACUCUAAUACACAUGCAUUUAU
This is a messenger RNA of Owenia fusiformis, 1821 nucleotides long. The record is from the annotation of a GenBank genome assembly. NCBI's taxonomy places the organism in Eukaryota, Metazoa, Annelida, Polychaeta, Sabellida, Oweniidae.